CACCGGAAACGGUGUCAUCGGGCAAUACGUCACUCGCUCUAAGUUUUCCCGCGAUUCUGGUGUUGUCCUCGACUGGUUGUUGUGAGUCGUUUCGGGUUUUAUUUUUAUUUUUAUAUGAUUAGCCGUAAACAUCCAGAAUGACAGGCGUUUACGAGUCUCCGAAGCCCCGAAUCAACGCGUCGAUGCUGGCUCAGUACAUCGGUCGAGCGGUCUGCUUCGUUGGACGCUUAGAAAAGGUGCAUCCAUCAGGAAAGACUCUUAGUCUGUCAGAUGGAGAAGGAAAGUCUGCAUCAGUGGAGCUCAAUGAACCUCUGGAUGAAGAGCUGAGUGGGAUUGUGGAGGUUAUUGGGACGGUGUCGAACAAAGGGACCGUUAUGGCUGUUUCAUAUACUCCAUAUCGAGAGGACAAAACCUCUUUUGAUUUGGAGCUGUACAAUGAAGGCCUGAAAGUUCUCCAUGAUUUCCCCCAGUAUUACCCGUUUGAGGUGUCCUUAAGUGGUUAAACUGCACAUUUUAUUUGCCUUUUACAGUUUCUGUAUAAUUGGAUAUUUACUGUUUGUAAAAAAAUAAAAAGAAUGUAAACAUUUUGUUUUCGGUUCUUGAAAUAAAACCGUAAAACCCUUGGUUACAUUUUACAACAUAAUUUUGGAAUUAAUUUUUUUUUUUUUUAAUCAUAAAUCAAAUUGUGAUUUUGAGGCAAAAUUUAAGAAAUCAAAUAUUUUCUGUAAUUCAUAUAUAAAAGCUAGCAAACCAAUCUCUCAAUAGAACUAAUUCAAUCUCUCAACUAAAAUGGAUUUGCCUCCACUUAAUUUAAUUAUUACAAAGGUUGGUGUGUUCGAUCUUAUGGAUGAAGUACAGAAUGUAUUUGAUUUCUUAAAUGUAUAUUUCCAACUGAAGUGAACUUUACUGAUGUGUUUGUUUCUAAAUAAGGUUAACAUGCGGUUUAAAUUCACAUUGACUGUACGCUGAUACGAAAAGCAUGAGAUUAUAUUCAAUGUUGGUUCACAGAUGUUUAUUCUAACUGGAUUUAAUGGGGAACAAUCAAGUUUAAACGAUGUUAUGAUGUAGUUUUGUGUAGAGAAGUUUUCUAUAUCAUAUUACUGCAAAACAAGUUAUGCACAUUGCAGUUAUUGUAUUGACAGAAAUUGAUACAUUUUAUACUGUUUUAUUGAAAAAAGCAAGAUAUGAGGUUGGUCUACAGACAUAUUGCACAUUCUACGUUCAAAAAUUAUUUCCAGCUCGUUUUAUUCUAUGCUUGUCUGACAACAUUUCCUGAAAGCGCCACCAGUUUAAUUUAUUCUGGUGUUCUGUUUGCAUAUAUAUUUUACCACUAGAUGGCAAUAAAGAGUUAAACUAAACGGUC
This is a messenger RNA of Carassius auratus (goldfish), 1363 nucleotides long. Its product is annotated as replication protein A 14 kDa subunit. Gene Ontology annotation, molecular function: damaged DNA binding; single-stranded DNA binding. The record is from RefSeq and is a predicted model, not a curated record. Gene Ontology annotation, cellular component: DNA replication factor A complex; nucleus; site of double-strand break. Lineage: Eukaryota; Metazoa; Chordata; Actinopteri; Cypriniformes; Cyprinidae. The transcript is spliced from 4 exons. Gene Ontology annotation, biological process: double-strand break repair via homologous recombination; base-excision repair; nucleotide-excision repair. The coding region runs from base 138 to 503 and encodes 121 amino acids.